AUUUAUAUUUCUUGUAGCUUUAAAUAGGGAUGAUUAGAGAGUUUUUCUUUAUUUAAUUCCUUCUCGUAUUCUCUCUGUCCUCUUUUUUAAAAUUGGUUUCCCUCCAGUCGCGUGUCAUCUGCUAAAAACCCUUUCCCUCCAAACAGUCCUCCACCCACCGCUCUCAAAAUCUUCCUCCUGUCGCCGCCGUUGAAACGCCCUACGAAAUCUUCCUCCACCGCAUGUUGGUAAUGACAACGUCGGAACGCUAUCUCUCUCUCUCUCUCUCUCUCUCUCUCUCUCUCUCACAUUUCUCACUUACCUUUUUCUUUCAUGUACUCUACUCUCGAGCAAUAGCAAGCGCACGAACUGCUGGCAGAAUAUCAAACAUUUUGUCCAAUCCAUCACCGGACUCCCCCUCCGAUGUCCCCAACGUUGUGGUUCAGGUCAUUGAUCUCAAGGCGAUGGGAAAUCGCUAUAUGGCUACACUUGUGACCAUGAGGCUUGGAGCAGAUGUUCUUGUGUUUUUCCAUUGCAAUGGAAGUGAUCAAAGAGGUAGCUUUUGGAUUCUCCAUUGCUGCCGAGAGAUGAUGAGUGCGGUAAUGAGGGUUCCUUACGGUACAACACUUACAUUUUCAAUGUGCAAUCCUUUCAUAGUAUCAUUUUAUACGUGUUGUUGCUUCAAGAAGUAUUUGGUGAAACUUACUAUGAGGCUUCAUGAAGUAUGCAACACUCGAAAAGACGUAAUUAUUGAGGGUCAGAACAUAAUUUAAUGUUUUAGUCUUAUAGUUAGUAAUUUUAUUUUUCUUUGUAAAUUAAGACUAGUUUGUGGAGAGACAUGAAUAGCCAUACUACUCUUUGUUGGCGUGAAUUAGUUAAUUGUUGUGUUUAUUGAAAGUUGAGUUGUCGCGUAUACAAAUAUUGUAAAUUCUUUAUAUUAUUGUAAAUUAUGUACAUAUGACUUAUUGUUGAAGAAUGAAAUUAUUGUUGGUGUUGGAAAA
Molecule: messenger RNA, 980 nt
Organism: Cucumis melo (muskmelon)
Lineage: Eukaryota; Viridiplantae; Streptophyta; Magnoliopsida; Cucurbitales; Cucurbitaceae
Exons: 4
Coding region: 222-752 (176 amino acids)
Source: RefSeq, a predicted model, not a curated record